AUGUUCACUUCAAGGGAUUUUCUGCCCGAAUUGAAAAAACGAAAGUGGAAGCGCUCGAGUGACGCGAAUGGUGAAUCCCACAAGUUCUACCACCAUCUUCACUUCUGCUGCAACGAGCAAGGCUUUAGCAGACGUAGCCCAAACAAUCCCAAGAGGCCUGAAAGACUCUAUGAGUCCCAAAUGGAGGCAAUUCCCAUUCCGGAGAGGCGGCGCAACGAACUAAGAUUGGGAUGUGAAGCACAUGUGAAAUUCAGUUGGGAUUAUGACCUCAAUGUAUUCUAUAUUUGUGAAUUUGAUGGCCACCACAACCGUGAUCUCCAUGCCAAGGAUCACAGGCACCUAUUGAUCACCAACCGAAAGAUUUCUGCUUCUCAAGCAAAUGUGAUCCAAGACUAUGCAGAUGCUGGAGUGAAGCUCAAAUCCUCAUACGAGGUUAUGGUCCGAAACUGGUGGAGGGCCCACAAAAGUUGGUUUCACAAGAGAUGA
Linum trigynum is the source of this 486-nucleotide messenger RNA. NCBI's taxonomy places the organism in Eukaryota, Viridiplantae, Streptophyta, Magnoliopsida, Malpighiales, Linaceae. The record is from the annotation of a GenBank genome assembly.